Molecule: messenger RNA, 2136 nt
Organism: Yamadazyma jaroonii
Lineage: Eukaryota; Fungi; Ascomycota; Pichiomycetes; Serinales; Debaryomycetaceae
Source: the annotation of a GenBank genome assembly
AUGAUUAGAGCACCAAUACUCAGAUAUAACUUUAGUAGAGUUCUACUGAAUAGAAUUCCAAAUGUUAUCAUCAACAGAGGUGCCUCUUUCAAAUGGAGUGGGAUAGUCUUGAACGAGAAACCCAAAGCUCCAAAAGAGAAUAACCAAAAAGAAAAUAAAGAUUCCGACAACCAUGAAUCUAAUUCUGGAUCCAACAAAAGGGACAAUAAAGAUGACAGAAAACUCUAUCAAGUGGAGAUUGAGUUAAAUCCUAAUAAGAUCUUCCGAGGAUUGGUGAUAUUCGGUUUGAUAGGUUAUUUUCUUUCUAGUUCUUUGCGUGAAGACCCAAUCGAGAUCACCAUGCAAGAAUUCUACAACAAGUAUUUAUCCAAGGGAGUGGUGUCCAAAUUAACAGCACAAGGAAAUCAAGUAUUCAUUGAAAUCAAUGAUUCAGCUAAAGCCAAUUUCCCUGGUAAGUAUUAUUUCACUAUUGGAAGUGUUGAAAAUUUCGAAAAUGCAUUAAAGAAAUAUCAUGAUGAAUUAGGUACUUUAGAUGAUUUCAGAACUCCGGUGGUUUACACAAGAUCCUCUCCAAUGUCAGGGAUUUUAUUCAAUUUCUUACCACCAAUAUUAUUAUUAGGUUCAAUGUAUUUUAUGUCCCGUAAAGCUAUGGGUGGGAUGAACGGACCUUUGGGAUUUGGAAAGAGUACUGCUAAGAAAUUCAAUCAAGAAACAGACGUGAAGAUUAGAUUCCAAGAUGUUGCGGGUAUGAAUGAAGCUAAAGAGGAAGUCAUGGAAUUCGUGAAAUUCUUGAAGAAUCCUGAAAAAUAUCAAAAAUUAGGAGCUAAAAUUCCUAGAGGAGCUAUUUUAUCCGGUCCACCAGGUACUGGUAAAACUUUGAUUGCCAAAGCAACUGCUGGUGAAGCUGGGGUACCAUUCUAUUCUGUCUCCGGUUCGGAAUUCGUUGAAAUGUUUGUCGGUGUGGGGGCUUCAAGAGUUAGAGAUUUAUUCAAGAAAGCAAGAGAAAAUGCACCCAGUAUUGUUUUUGUAGAUGAAAUCGAUGCUAUUGGUAAAGCUAGAUCAAAAGGUAAUGCCACUGGAUCCAAUGAUGAACGUGAAACCACUUUAAAUCAAUUAUUAGUUGAAAUGGAUGGGUUUGAAAGUGAUGAUCAUGUGGUUGUUUUAGCUGGUACUAACCGUGCGGAUAUCUUAGAUAAAGCAUUAAUGAGACCUGGAAGAUUUGAUAGACAUAUUACUAUUGAUAACCCUGAAUUAAACGAUCGUAAAGAAAUUUUCGAUGUUCAUUUGAAAAAAAUCAAAUUAGCCGAAGGUAUUGAUCAUGAUUUAAGUGGUAGAUUAUCAGCAUUAACUCCAGGGUUUUCUGGGGCAGAUAUUGCCAAUGUUUGUAAUGAAGCAGCUUUAAUUGCAGCCAGAUUCAAUGAUGAAUUUGUUAAAUUAAAACAUUUCGAAUUGGCCAUUGAAAGGGUUAUCGGAGGAAUUGAAAAGAAAUCCAAGGUUUUAUCACCCGAAGAAAGAAAGAUUGUUGCAUUCCAUGAAGCAGGACAUGCUAUUUGUGGAUGGUAUUUACAAUACGCCCAUCCGUUAUUAAAAGUUUCAAUUGUUCCAAGAGGUAAAGGAGCUUUAGGAUAUGCCCAAUAUUUACCUCCUGAUCAAUAUUUAUUAAAUACCAAACAAUUACGUGAUAGAAUGAUUAUGACAUUAGGUGGUAGGGUAAGUGAAGAAUUAAAUUUCCAAAGUGUCACUGGAGGUGCCCAUGAUGAUUUCAAGAAAGUUACUCAAAUGGCCCAAUCCAUGGUUUUAAGAUUCGGUAUGAGUGAAAAAAUUGGUAUGAUCAACUAUGCUGAUACUAAAAAUCAAGAUGAUUUAACAAAACCUUUUAGUGAUGAAACCAAUCAAUUAAUUGAUGAAGAAAUUAAAAGAAUUGUAAGUGAAUGUUAUUCUCAAUGUAAAGACUUAUUACUCAACAAAACCAAAGAAGUGGAAAUGGUUGCUAAUGAAUUAUUGAAAAAAGAAUAUAUCACCAGAGUUGAUAUGAUUAGAUUAUUAGGUAAAAGACCUUUCCCCGAAACAAAUGAUGCUUUUGAUAAAUAUUUAGAUUCAAAACCUCCAUUUCAACCAACUAAAGAAGAAGAAUAA